AUGGCAUCUGCACCAACAACAGAAAGUCCUAUUCAUCCAAAUACUAGUACACAAUCUGAUAUUCAAGAAACUAAUCAUACACGAACAUUUGAUUUAAGAGUAGUACGAGAUGCUUUUGCUAAUUGUAUUCAGCCAGAUAAUACAUUGUUACUUCAUGAAUAUGUUCGAGCUUAUGAUGAAUUAUGCGUUUUUGUUGCUUCACUUGGAGCUGUUUUUGAAUGGGCAAUUAAAGAUUUAACUAAUAAAUUAGUUAUCCUUAGAGAACAUCAACGUCUUGAUCCAGUUAAUUAUCAAUCUAUACAAUCAAUGGUUGAUUAUGAAGUUAAAUCAGAACGUGUUAAAUCGAAAGAUACAACACUUCUUCUUGCAUCAGGAAAACCAUUACCAAAUGGUUGUCGAACAUUAUUGAGAUUACAUCGAGCACUUGCUUUUAUUGCAUCGUUUUUAAGUCAAAUGCGUUUGGCAGCAGAUGAUGAAAGUUCAGCAGCAAUUGCUUGGAAUGCUUAUUCAGCAACACUUGGACAUUUUCACUCGUGGCCUGUCAGACAUACAAUACAUGCUGCUAUUAAAUUGACUGUUCCUGAUCGUCGUACAUUGAUUGAUAAAUUACUCAAUAAACGAAAUCCUGAUGAAAUCGAAGAAUUAUCUGUUGAUAUUGUAAAAUCUUGCAAUAAAAUUGAAAGUACAACGCAGGAACUAUUUGAAAUGCAUCAUUUGACCAAAUUGCCUUAA
Adineta steineri is the source of this 732-nucleotide messenger RNA. The record is from the annotation of a GenBank genome assembly. Lineage: Eukaryota; Metazoa; Rotifera; Eurotatoria; Adinetida; Adinetidae.